Messenger RNA from Colletotrichum navitas, 586 nucleotides. RefSeq lists its product as uncharacterized. Lineage: Eukaryota; Fungi; Ascomycota; Sordariomycetes; Glomerellales; Glomerellaceae. The transcript is spliced from 3 exons. The record is from RefSeq and is a predicted model, not a curated record. The coding region runs from base 119 to 424 and encodes 101 amino acids.
CAUCCAUUGAGUUUCUUGGCUAGAGACUAUCGAAUCAACGUCACAACCCACACCAGCCGUGAUGGGGCUCGAUCAGGCAAGAAGCCAGAGUAGUGCAACGUAGGUGACACAAAGAUGCAUGCCCACGCCAAGACCAAGGCAUGGACACCGACGGACAGCCUGGUGCAUAUCUGACGACGGGAGGCUGAUCUCACAGACGGCCAAGGUGAGGGGAAAGGGCACCUUUUUUCGUGCGUGUGUAUAUAUGUGUGUGUAUAUGUGUGCGCGUGUGUAUAUGUGUGUGUGUGAGUGUAUGGAAAUUCUCCGCGCUAUGCCUCGGCCUCAAAAAUCAUAUGGCGCUUUGGGGGGUAACUACUUUAAAACCCCCAAGGGCUCAUCUGAAGAUUGGCCAAUGCUCGGCCUUGUUGCGUGGUGGACGGGGUGAGCGAUCCAGCCAAGACAAGCAGAGUUGUCGCUGGCAAUUAGUGGCAGCAAGAUGAACCCCUUCCCCAGCCCAUUUUUAAGGUUCUGUCGACAUGGAUUGCUCGGUAGCUUCGAUGGCAAUGCCACUGUUUCCUUAGCGGUCCGUUCUCUGCGUGAAGCGCAG